Dictyostelium discoideum AX4 is the source of this 675-nucleotide messenger RNA. RefSeq lists its product as hypothetical. Lineage: Eukaryota; Evosea; Eumycetozoa; Dictyosteliales; Dictyosteliaceae. The record is from RefSeq and is a predicted model, not a curated record. The transcript has a single exon. The coding region runs from base 1 to 675 and encodes 224 amino acids.
AUGGACGAAACAUACCAAAAAAGAAAAAAAAUAGAAAAAUUGGCUUUUCCAAUUCAAUGCAUUGGGGAAGCACUUAAUUUUUUAAAUCAAAUUGAUUUUAAUAUUGGUGAAGUAACAUUUAAUUCCGAUAAAAAUGAUACCCAUCACAGUUUUAAUAAUAAUAUCAAUAAUAAAAAUAUUAAUAAUCAAGCAAAAAAGCAAUUACAACAAAUACAAUCAUCAAACCAAUCAUCUUUAAAAUUUACAUCGUCAAAAUCAAGUAAAUCUAAACAACAAAAUAAUCAACAAAUUGAUAAAUAUAAUUCCAAAAAUCAAGAAAAACAAUUUAAAUCUUUAAAUAAAAUAAAUGUUGAUGAAUCUUCUGAAAAUAAUAUUGAUAGUGAUGAAGAUGAUGGUGAAGAAGAUUCAGAAAAUUCACAAUUUUUCACUGACCAAGAUAAUACUGAUGAUAGUAGUAGUAAUUCCAAUACUGAUAUUCAAUCACCUUCAUCCUUAAAUUCACCAUUACCAACUUUAAGAAAAAGAGUUUACUGUCCAUCUGCACCUGCAUCAUCAUCAUCGUCAUUAUUACCAUCUUCAAUAUCAAAUCAAUCACCACUUAAAAAGUACGUUUUGGAAACACGGCCACCACCACAACCACAACCACUGCCGCCACCUCGCCAAUAUCAAAGAUAA